ACUUCUCUGUAUCGUCGUACCGAACAAGGGGGUGUCUUGUUUUUGUAUCGAUGUCCGCAAAAAAAAGUGCGAAAUAUGACGGCGCACUGCCGUUAUCGGUAACAAUUCCAGCAAUAAAUCGGCGUAAUUAACAUCAUGGUCGCACCGAUGCUACGGUAACAGCAGAAACUACGAGCCCACAACCAUGUCGAUCGACCUAAGCAUCGGCGCGGUGCCGGCGAUCUACAAAGAAGUCCACGCUAUCCUGAACCCGUCGGAAAGAGCCGAAGUCGACCGAGAACUUUAUGGCAAACUCCUAUCGUCGACGAACCUCCCGAAGUCGACAUUAGAACAAGUGUGGGAACUGUCGGGCGCCAGGGUGGGACCGGUGACGCGGACUAGCCUCUACAAGAGCCUAGCCCUCCUGGCAUUGGCACAGCAAGGGAAACAGCUCGACGACAAGUCCCUCGCCAACCUAGAAGCAGUGCCGAGCCCGUCGCUGGGGACUCCGUUGGAGCUGCGGGAGCAUCUGGGGCUUGGACGGAAGAUGAACCUGGACGUGCGGACCGGCGCGGACCCCCGGAUCCUGGGCCUGAGCUACGGCGAGCUGCUGGCACAGGACACCAUCCGGGUGGCACUGGUCCCCGAGAAGAAGGGGCUCAUUCUCAAGCACGUCGUCUACGAGGUCUCUAGUCAGAGGUACCAGUCGUGCGUGGAGCGGCGCUACAACGACUUCGUGGCACUGUUCGACGUGCUCCUGCAGCGGUUCCCGUACAGGGCGGUGCCCCAGCUGCCACCCAAGCGGGCCAUGGCGGAUUCGCAGUUCAUAGAAGAGCGGCGGAGGGCGCUCAAGCGGUUUCUCACCCUGGUUGCACGGCACCCAGUGCUUGCCUCGGACAAAGCAGUCAGCAUUUUCCUCACCUCCAGCGGUACAGACGUGCAGACGAGGCUCAAGGACCACUUCCGGAACCUUCCUGACGAGUUCCUGACCAGCGAACUGGCACGGAAGUCGGACGAGUUGGUGUCCAGCGACGCGACGGUUCAGUUUGCGGUGGUGCGGGAGCAACUUCGUCAGGUCUACGUCUGCCUGGGCCAGCUGAGGGACGCUGCCUACCGGAUGGUGGACCGAUCCAAGAGCGCGGCCGUGGACGUGCUCGUGAUUGGACGAGAGUUUGCGACGCUAAGUAACAUCUCUAAGUUGGAAUCUGACUGGGGGACCGGAGGCAACGAGGCCUGGAACGUGCUGCAAAGGGCUCUGCGUUCGCUCCAGAACCUUUUCACCCCAGUGCACGAAGCGCACUCUGAACAGUCUCUGCACGAAGAGGAGGAAGUCUUGGAAGAAUUGAAUCUGUUCCUGGACCUAUUGGUUGCCUACAAGGCACUGUGCGACCGCCACGAGAGCGGGGUGGUUCUCGGGCACCACAAGGCCAUCAACCGGAUGGUGAAGAAGUCGACAAAUUCUUUUGGGGCGGUGGAUCCGAUGAAGCAGGCGCAGGAGCUGGAGCACAGGACGCAGUUUUCCCUGCACUGCGUGCACCUGGAGAGCCAGCUCGUGUACGCCCACAUGGAGGCGCUGGCAGGCAUCACCAAGGCCCUUGUGCGCAUCCAGGCCGCCGGGCACUCCAAGUUGGGUGCACUCUGGAACAGCAUGGCGCCUGCAGUGUCCAACAUGAUUCCCAGUGCCAGCACCCCGGUCCCGCGGUGAGCCACGGUGCCGAAGUUUCGUCGCUGGACCCUUUCGAAUUAUGGCGGCGCCCUUUCAAGCUCGAAAGCCUGUCUGUGCGAGCCACGUUAACGCAAAGUUUUGUGUCUGUGUCAUACCUCAAGCCUCCCCCAAAAGGUCACACUUGGCAUCUGCAGAUGUUUACGGGUACCUUUCAUCCUCUCAAAAGCAGCAUUUUGUAACGGCAUUAACGGUCGUCAAAAACGCAGACGUGCGAGCAUCGGGAGCAGACGACACUCGAGCACACAGUAGUUGAACAGGAUGCUAUCAUUGGCGAGAGAAACUGAUGCUUGAGGGCACAAUUGCAGAAGACGUUGGAAAGCAUUGGAUACAUAGACGUUUGAUCCGAGUGGUGGGAGCAGACGACCUUGUAGCAUACGACGCUGGAACUCGCAACAGUGUGGUGGAAUGCGGUCGUGAGUGAGAAAGACUCGAAUCGUGGGUGAAGACAGACACUUGCAAGCAACAUUAAAAAACACCGGGAAUGUUUAAACUCGGGUGGGAGGUGACGGGAUCCCUUGAGCACUUCUUAAUGCGACAAAAAUUCCAGGAAGCAUACGACAAACACUUGCGCUGAAGGCCAGAUACAUAGUACUGCGGCGGCAACUUGAGGAUUACUCUGGAUUACGAGAGGACAAUGCAGUGCGUGCAAAGAGCUUGUACAGUGGACACUUUUACAUUAUUUAUAGUGUGGCUCACGCCACCGUACAAUGGCGCAUACAGGCCAAGCUAUGUGCAAGCAUGUGGCAAGUGCAAUGACAGAGAAGUCAAGACACGUUUUACUGAGAAACGUGCCUGGAAAUACCGGUGUCUUUGUAAGCGUUGUUUUUGUGGUUACAAUUCUUCUGGAGUUACCUCAAGAGGUGGAUUGUUGUAUACCGAGUGUGUUAGGACGUCGAAGAGUUUGUAAGGUCGCAUUUUUUCAGACUUGCAGGCCGUGCUGGUGUUGACUGCACACAUUCCAGUGUUUAAAAGGGACUUGUUCCACAACCUGCUGUGAGCAUUUUUGGAAAUAUAUAGUAUUUUUUCAUGGCAGUUACAAUAAAAAAAAGUAUAUUUCUAGUUAUCA
This is a messenger RNA of Ixodes scapularis (black-legged tick), 2771 nucleotides long. RefSeq names its product sorting nexin-8. NCBI's taxonomy places the organism in Eukaryota, Metazoa, Arthropoda, Arachnida, Ixodida, Ixodidae. Gene Ontology annotation, biological process: retrograde transport, endosome to Golgi. The coding region runs from base 185 to 1684 and encodes 499 amino acids. The record is from RefSeq and is a predicted model, not a curated record. Gene Ontology annotation, molecular function: phosphatidylinositol binding; protein binding. The transcript has 13 exons.